Microstroma glucosiphilum is the source of this 2580-nucleotide messenger RNA. RefSeq lists its product as hypothetical. Lineage: Eukaryota; Fungi; Basidiomycota; Exobasidiomycetes; Microstromatales; Microstromataceae. Gene Ontology annotation, cellular component: membrane. The coding region runs from base 404 to 2449 and encodes 681 amino acids. Gene Ontology annotation, molecular function: myo-inositol:proton symporter activity. The record is from RefSeq and is a predicted model, not a curated record. Gene Ontology annotation, biological process: transmembrane transport. The transcript is spliced from 7 exons.
GUCUGGGCUCCGGCGUGGGCAGGACAGUGCACACACACACAGAGCCCCGUCCACCCUCAGCGCCGUCAUACAGAGUGGAGCGCAUGACCUACAUGGGCUCCAGGACUGACGCAAAGAAGGGUACGGCACGUCGGGAGCAAGGCGGGGUAGCAGUGUGGGGAAGUGCACAGGCACCCCACGGGCCAAUGGUACCUCGAUGCUCAGCCGAGCCAAUUUUUGCCAAGACGUAUAAGACGAAGCCCAGUCUUUUUCUCCAAGGGUACCCCGCGUCCGCCUCGUCCCUGCUCCAACCCAUUUGCCUUAGGAGUGCUUCUCUCAGCACUCGUACAAGAGGCUCCUGCUAGCAGAGCUCCCCUCACUGACUCCAUCUUCAAAGCACUUGUGCUCACUCUGAUCGACCAUCAUGGAUGAAAAGGCGUCUGCUUCCCCUCACGCCGCCCCUCCCCUGCAGGGAGACUUUGACGAUCGCGAAAACACCAUAAACAGAAGCAACAGCGCAGAGAAUGGCUCUGGCGAUGAACACAAGCAUGGCGAGGGAGGAGAUUUAGAUGGAAAGAAAGACAAGGACGGCAGUGGACACACGGCUUAUGCUACCAAGGAGGCCGAAGGCUAUCCUUCUCCUACGGGCUCUGAAGAUGCGGGAAUGGCUCGCAAAGAGGGUCAGCUUGACCAGAAUGUGAACAUUAAUGCACGCAUUGCGAAUCCCCUCGAAGGUCUAUCUCGUCAGGAGGUCUGCGCCGGAGCUGCGGAAUUCUGCUCCAGGAAUGGCAUGGAAGAGUACACUUCAACCAUGCAGAAGGGAGCUCUGGUGGCUCAGAGUGGACUUGACUUUGAGGGUUUGGAUGAGCUGGAUGAAGAAGAUAAGCGUGUGCUCAGGGAUGAAGUCAGUCACAAGUGGAGACACCCUGGCAAGCUCUAUGCUAUGACCAUUCUCUGCAGUAUGGCAGCUGCGACUCAGGGCUGGGAUGAGACUGCCAUCAAUGGAGCGCUGCUGGUCUUCCCUGAGCAAUUCGGCAUUGGCUCCGGCAGUGACAGAGACAGCUGGCUCCAGGGUUUGCUCGGUAGCGCCCCGUACAUUGGUUGCGCCUUCUUGGGAUGCUGGCUCACAAUUCCCUUGAACCACUACUUCGGUCGACGAGGCAGCAUCUUCUUUGCUGCUACCCUCUCGGCCCUGACCUGCGUCUGGCAGGGUCUCACCAGCUCCUGGCAGCACAUGUUUGUCGCUCGUCUUAUGCUUGGUCUCGGAAUCGGCCCCAAAUCGGCUACAGUGCCCGUCUUUGCAGCCGAAUGUGCCCCACCGCUCAUUCGUGGUGCUCUGGUCAUGCAAUGGCAGACUUGGACCGCCUUUGGCAUUAUGAUGGGAUACAUUGCAGACAUUGCGCUGUACUACAUUCCCGAUACCUCAGCUGUGACCGGACUCAAUUGGAGACUUAUGCUGGGUGCUGCAUCCAUCCCAGCCUGGAUCGUCAUGGCUCAGGUCUGGUUCGUACCAGAAUCGCCUCGAUGGCUGAUGAAGAAAGGUCGAUACAGGGAGGCUCUCCAGUCAUUCAUCAUCUACCGCAACACUGAGCUUCAGGCAUGUCGAGAUCUAUACCUAGCCUAUGUGAUGCUAGAGGAAGAAAAGAAGUGGCAGACCAAGAAGGGUCUAGCCCUGUGGGCGGAGUUGUGGACGGUACCCAGGAACCUCAGAGCGACCAUUGCUGCGACGAUUUGUAUGUUUGGACAGCAAUUCUGUGGUGUGAACGUCAUUGCCUACUACAGCUCCAGUAUCCUCAAGAAUGCCAACUUCAGCAAUAUCCAAGCCCUCCUCGGAUCUUUCGGCUUCGGAGCCUUGAACUUCGUCUUCGCAACUCCGGCUUGGUUCACUAUCGAUACGUUUGGUCGUCGCAGUCUUCUUCUGCUCACCACGCCCCUCAUGGCUCUUUUCCUCGUCAUGACCGGCUGCGGCUUCUACGCGCCUGCCGCCUCAUCCGCGCAAAUUGGCGUGGUGCUGACAGGGAUCUACCUCUUUGCAGCCGUGUACUCGCCCGGCUUUGGGCCAGUCCCCUUCACUUACUCGGCAGAGGCGAGCCCGCUGUACAUUCGAGAGAUUGCAAUGGCCUACGCGACUGCGGUACUGUGGUUCUUCAAUGCCGUGCUGGCUAUCACUUACUUCCGAUUGAGCAAGGCUUUUACGCCCGCGGGAUCUUUCUUCUACUACGCCGCCUGGAACAUUAUCCUCUUCUGCCUCGUCUUCCUCCUCCUCCCCGAAACCAAGAGUCUCAGUCUCGAAGAAUUAGACAUGGUCUUUGGUGUUCCCACACACAAGCACAUUGCCUAUCAAUUCCGCAAUGCUUCUUACAAUAUUAGGAAGAAUGUAUUACGUCAAAAGGGUUUGGAGAAGGAACGUCUAUAUGAAAUUGAUCCGGACAUGAAGAGGACAGCGGCUCCUAUGGGGGCUGCUGCCUAGGAGAUGGGGUUCGAGAAGAGGGGGAUACGGCGAGCAGACACGAGCGCUGCGAUCGCUUGUACAGUAGCUCCAGAAAGACUUUUGUUCCCCUUGUCCAUUCGUAAUGACAACGACUCUUCAUCCAUCCUACA